GAUUCAUUCCAUGGAUGAUCACAUAGUUGAAGAGAGAGAAAGUAGUUAGUUAGUGUGUAGUGUAGUGGUUUUUGUCAUUGUGUGAAGUUAAACACGCAGGAUUCAGACACAAAAGGAGAAACUGCUCAGAACAAAAAAAAAGAGCUCAUAAACUCUGCAAAAAACUCAGAGAGAGAGGUGUGACUUUGUUUGUUUAGUUAUUUAUUAUUAUUAAUUAUAAUAAAUCGAAGGUAGCCGCAUCAGAGUUUUGCAGAGAGAAAAAGAGAGAGUCAUGGCGGCGUUUGCAGUGCAGAGAUAGCUGUAAAAAGACUGUGGUACUGUUCCUCCUUUAUUAUAUUUAUUAAUUAUUAAUUAAUAAAAAAAAAAGCACGGUGAAGUGAAGCUAAUUGUGAAGAAUGAGUGAGUGAGUGGUAAUAACCGUAGAAAUUGAAAGCGCGAUUAACGCUGCUACCCCGACACUGUUUCGCCGUCUGUCUGUCCUUCCUUAACUUCAAUUCAAUUACCCUUUCCCAACCACAACGGUUAAGUAACAACACCACCAACAACAAUGUUUUCAUGUUCUAUGUGUUUUGUGUGUUGAGACGCACGCACUACACAUUCACCAAAAACAAACACACACAAAUCCCAAUUCUACUUUUGAUUUAGGAUUUUUCUUUCAUUCCAUCUUUCAUGUUGUUACUAAUAUUCUACUAUAAAGAAAACCGAUUAAGGUUUAUGAUAUGGAAAUUGAAUUAGAAUUACUGUUAGGUUUAAAGGUAUCAUCGUCGUCGUCAUCAUCAUCAAAACAAUGGCUGGUUUAUUCUCAUUAGGAGGAGGAGGUGGAAGAGGAAACCAAGAAGGUGAAUCACAACAACAACAACAACAAAAUCAGAUUCCACCAGCAGAGACACUAUUUUGGUACAACAAAAACGACGACGUUUCAUCCUAUAGAGGAUUAGAACUAUGGAACCAACAGCAGCAACAACAGCAGCAGGAAGAUGUAAUAGCAGGAGGAACGCAACAAGCACGGCCGUUUUUCUCGCGAGAUCUCUAUGGUUUAGGUGUGGGACCCAGCAGGGUUUCAUCAGAUGAUCAUCAGACGUCGAGAUCGGCAGCUGCCUUCAUGGCGAUGCAUCAUCGGUCAACAUCGUCGUCAGGAGGUGGUGUUGAAGGGAUAAGCUGUCAAGAUUGUGGUAACCAAGCUAAGAAAGAUUGUCCUCACAUGAGAUGUAGAACUUGUUGUAAGAGUCGUGGUUUUGAAUGUCAAACUCAUGUUAAAAGCACUUGGGUUCCUGCUUCUAGACGCCGUGAAAGACAACAACAAUUAGCUGCUACUACUACUACUACUUCUUCUAAUCCUAAACGCCCUAGAGAUUCUAACAAUCUUCAAAUUUCAACUCGUAAUUUUCCCUCAGGGUUAGAGGAAGCAAAUUUUCCUGCUGUGGUGAGUUCUCCAGCUGAGUUUAAGUGUGUAAGGGUUAGCUCAGUGGACGAUGCAGAUGAAAGGUACGCAUAUCAAACGGCUGUCAACAUUGGAGGACAUUUGUUCAAAGGAAUUCUCUAUGACUUUGGUCCGGAAACUAGUAGCAACAACAAUAAUACUAAUAUUAAUGAUCAUAAUUAUAAUAAUAAUAAUUACAUGAUUGGGGAAUCCUCCGGUGUCGCCGUAGCUCAGCCGUUGAAUCUCAUCGCCGAUUCUAAUGCUGCCGUUGUUGCUUCUUCUGGAGCGCUUGUUGAUCCUUCUUCCUUGUAUUCGACUCCAAUUAAUGCCUUCAUGACCACUAGUGGUACGCAAUUCUUCCCUCGCCCGAGAUCUUGAAAACAAAAAAACAAAAUUGAGAAUGAAAGAGAAGUUAUUAUUGGGAUGGCGUAUAUAUUAUCCCACACAUAUACUUCUCUUUCAUCAAUUGUGUUUCAAUCAUUUGAUGAUAUUGUUGUUGUGGCUUUAAGUUGUAGAGGAAAAUUUGACACACAUAUUGAAGUAGAAGAGAGGAUAUUAUAAGGAUAUUUGAUUUUUGUCUAAAAAAUUAUCAAUGCUUAGUUCAAAAAAUAGAUUUAAUAUUUUUCUCCUCCUUGAAAACUAGCCAAAGCUAUUGUUUCUUUCUAUGUACUAUAUGUUGGACCUCUAUGGUUCUAAUAUUAAUGUAGUUUAAUUUAGUGUA
Molecule: messenger RNA, 2141 nt
Organism: Cicer arietinum (chickpea)
Lineage: Eukaryota; Viridiplantae; Streptophyta; Magnoliopsida; Fabales; Fabaceae
Product: protein SHI RELATED SEQUENCE 1-like
Biological process (GO): positive regulation of DNA-templated transcription
Cellular component (GO): nucleus
Molecular function (GO): DNA-binding transcription factor activity; DNA binding
Source: RefSeq, a predicted model, not a curated record